CCAUAUUUGGUCAGUAUUCGGUACUUAGGCUUUUUGAAUUGGUCUCCGAAUCUUCUUCCUUGAAUAUGGGUGAAGUAUAUCAGAAAGUCCCCAAUAUUCUGCUGUCAAUACCUGCUACUUCCUGCACUCGAAUGCCUCAUAAUCAAGGCGCUGGUGGGCGAGUAAGGUUAAGAUAUGAAAUCCGAAGGCCUGAGCAAUCAACAGGAACAGCCCCACAAAAAUGUUGAGUAAGGCUGUUUUGCCUGCUUCUUCCAGCUCUGCGGAGCCAACUUUGAGUGCCCCCUCCCUGCCAUCCAAAAAUACCAGAGGACAUAGUUGUGUGCUCUGUCAGCGACGAAAGGUCCGCUGUGACCGACAGAAGCCAUGUUCUAAUUGUCUCAAAUCACGAGCCGAGUGCGUUCCGAGUGCUCCUCCUCUCCCCCGACGACGACAAAAAAAAGUCACUGAGACAGAUUUGUUGGCCAAAGUGCGUAGAUAUGAGCACUUACUGAAAAACCAUGGGAUUCUGACUGAAGAGGAUGAUGAUGCCGAGGGGGAAGGCCCUGGUGCCGAAGAAAAAAGAGUUGAACGUCACGAAUACAAGUCCUCUCGAGAAAACGGUGGGCCGCCUCAUCAAUCGAUGUGUAUCUCUACCAAGGCUCCAGAAGCUGUGACUGGUGCAUUAAUUACCAAUAAAGGAGAAUCUCAUUAUGUCGAAAAGUAUGCCUCUCUAAUGACGCAGUACAAAACAAUGGCUAACGUAUCCAGUACACUCUGGGAGAAUUUGAGGGAAGAAAUAGAAGACCCAAGGGACAUCCUCAACGGAUCAGUAUGCUCGGAUGAUGAGACAAAUGAGAACAGCAUAUUUCCUUGUGCAGAAUCCUUUCUCGUUGGUCAUUCUCCAUCUCCACAAAUGUUGACCAUGCAACAUCCACAGCCAGUCCACAUUUUCAAGCUCUGGCAAACCUUCCUGGUCAAUGUCAAUCCCUUGGUAAAGAUGGUUCAUGCUCCUACAAUGCAGCAGACAAUUCUCGAUGCUAGCGGCGAUCUGGAGAAUAUUUCAAGGCCUACUGAAUGUUUGAUGUUUGCUAUAUAUCUGCUUGCUGUCACGUCUCUAGCCACAGAAGACUGCGAAAGUAUGUUCGGUGAUUCGAGGUCAAAUCUUACCAAAAAAUACUCUCAUGCUACUCUACAGGCGUUGAUAAAUUCCAAGUUUCUAAAGUCUCUGAACAUUUCGACUCUACAAGCCUUUGCGUUUUAUCUCGUAAGUUUGUUCUCUCACUUGUUCACUUGAACCCUUAUAAUUUACUCGUACUCUUUGGUUUCCGAUGCAGUUCAUGAUGCUUUCUUUGAAAUCCCAUAAAAUGGACUAACAGAAAAUCUAGCUCGCUGCCCAAAAGCUCUACGAUGCCCACUCUAUGUGGGUUCUCACAGGAUCUGCGGUCCGCAUAUCUCAAAGACUUGGCCUUCACCGCGAUGGUUCUCGUUACAAAAUGUCCCCGUUUGAUGCCGAAAUGAGAAGACGGACAUGGUGGCAGAUUGUCUUUCUUGACUCGAUUGCCUCGAAGUUUGCGGGAGCAGGCUUCCCCAUGUGGCUCACCAAAUUCGACACAAAGAUUCCUCUGAAUAUCAGCGAUAGCGACUUGAGUCCAGCCAUGAAAGACCCGCCUGUUGCCAAAGAUGGGGCCACAGAAAUGAUGUUCUGCGCUCUUCGAUUUGCGGUCGGUCAGUUAGUCCGAGACCAUGUCAGUCAAUGGCGUGAUGCAAUCGGCAAUCCGGACAUGAUUGGUAAGAAACUCAAGACAGUUGAUGCAAUAGAGAAAACGUUGAACGAGAAAUUCAUUCGUUAUUGCGACCCCUCGAUUCCCUUACACAUGCUCGUCGAUUAUACUGCCAAAAGCGUUGUCUGUUCACUGAAAAUCAUGGCCCGCCAUCCACGGCAAUUUCCAGAUAAAGGGGCCAGUAUGUCGCAAGCUGAUAAAAAUAUCUUAUUUGACUUAAGUUUACGGGAGGUGGAAAUUUACAAUUUGAGCCAAAGUGUUCAAGCUAUUCGCGGCUAUUCUUGGCAUGUUCAACACUACUUCCAAUUGGACGCAUUCAUCCAUAUCCUCAGCGAACUUGGAAAUCGCAUUCUAGGAGAAGAGGUGGAGCGCGCAUGGAGAAUAGUCCAGCUUGCAUACGAGUAUCACAGUGACAUGAUCACCAAUACUAAAAAUGCACUCUUUUUCGCAACCGGAAACUUGUGUUUAAAAGCAUGGCGGAAAAGGGAAGAAGCAGGACUUGCAACACAAGGCACAUAUCACACCACGCCACCUCCCUAUAUCUCACAGCUACGUGAGCAAAGGAGCGGUUCCGACCUUUCUCUGCCUUCGAAAGUCACUCGUGUUGAGGAAGCCAAAUCCUCAACAACUCAAGGAUUGGAGUAUCCAACUAACAUAUCACGACUGAACAAUCAUACCCAACUAACCAAUCAGUACAUCGGCAUGAUUGACACCGGUUAUUCGGACGUCGAAAUGCCAGAGAUCACGCAAGAUGACUGGAUUUAUUGGAACACUAUUAUGGAUGGAGAUCUUCCAGCUCAUAACAGCCAAGAUAGUCCAUAUUUUAAUUGA
Molecule: messenger RNA, 2591 nt
Organism: Hymenoscyphus albidus
Lineage: Eukaryota; Fungi; Ascomycota; Leotiomycetes; Helotiales; Helotiaceae
Source: the annotation of a GenBank genome assembly